CUCUGAGCGAUUACGUAAACCGGCCUCACUGCCCGAAGUGCAGUUUACAGCCCUUCCAGAUCCACACGGAUUAUAACGAGGAAACCGAAACACAACACUCGUCCAGUGCCUUUGAUCGCUAUGGAGUCCAACUCUAAGAAAGACGCGGAGAGCACGUGCGUGCUGUGCUGCCUUGACAUCGAUAUUUUUGCGGUGGGGAAAUGCGAUCACCCGGUGUGUUACCGCUGCUCCACCAAGAUGCGGGUGCUGUGCGAGCAGAAGUACUGUGCCGUCUGCCGGGAACAGCUCGACAAGGUGGUCUUUGUAAAGAAACCUGGACCAUUUGCAGCUCUGAACAUUCAUCAAUAUCAGUGUGAGAAGAAAUAUGACAUAUAUUUUGCAGAUGGAAAGACUUAUGCACAGUUCAGGAAGAUUUUGUUACAUGAAUGUCUACAUUGCCCGGAAGCAAAAGUGUUUUCCAAAUUCGAAGAGUUAGAGCAACAUAUGCGGAAACAACAUGAGCUUUUCUGCUGCAAGUUGUGUGCCAAGCACCUGAAGAUAUUCUCUUAUGAGCGAAAGUGGUACAACCGGAAAGAGCUGGCUCGUCAUCGACUGCAAGGGGACCCGGAUGAUACAUCGCAUCGUGGGCAUCCACUUUGUAAAUUCUGUGAUGAUCGCUAUCUGGACAACGAUGAGCUGCUGAAACAUCUGCGGCGAGAUCACUACUUCUGCCAUUUCUGUGAUGCAGAUGGAGCUCAGGAGUAUUACAGUGACUACCAAUACCUCAGUGAGCAUUUCAGAGAGAGCCAUUAUCUCUGUGAGGAGGGCCGCUGCAGUACAGAGCAGUUCACUCAUGCUUUCCGUACAGAGAUUGACUAUAAGGCUCACAAAGCUGCUGCACACAGCAAAAACCGGGCAGAGGCGCGGCAGAAUCGGCAAAUCGACAUACAGUUCACCUAUGCAUCCAGACAGCAACGAAGAAAUGAUGCUCUGGUUGGUGGUGAUGACUAUGAGGAAGUGGAACGCUUCAACAGACAGGGAAGGCCGGGAAGAGGACGAGCUCCUGGAGGACAGCAGAACGUAAGGAGCUGGAGAUAUAAUCGAGAGGAGGAGGACAGAGUGGUGGCUGCUGCUUUACGAGCAUCGAUGGUCAGCCGUGUACAGGAGGAGAGAGGUCACGUCCAAGACCGAAGCUGCCAGAAGCCACGCAAAGAAGAAACGAUGGAGCCAGAUGAGAUGAGAAAGAACAGAGCUACAGUGAAGCCGCCGAACGAAAUGCAAGCUCGAACAAUGAAGAGUAAUGCCUCUUUGGCUGGUGAGGACUUCCCAGUUUUAGGGGCAGCUGCGCCUCCGGCCCCCAUUCAAAGCAUGGUCAAACAAACUCCUGUCUCGCUGAAUGAAGGUGAUUUUCCAAGUCUGUCUGGCUGUGUAGUUUCCACCCCAAUGACACCUGCUUACACCAAUCAACCCAAGAAGCAUUCAUCCUUUCAAGAGGAGGACUUCCCAGCACUGGUCUCCAAGAUCAAGCCACUAAUGCCCCAGACGAAUGCAAAAUCUGCAUGGUCUCAAGCAGGAAGUAAACCUGUGGUGGUUCCCAAUAAACCUGUGGUUCUGCCAAACAAAACCACCCCUGCUGUCUCUUCAUCCAUAUUAUCUGCCAGUGACCCACCCCCCAGUGGUAGCGUGCCUCAGCCUCUCACUGCCACCUCAUCUCGACGCAAAAAGAAGCUUGCCCCAGCAGAAACCAACAAAGCUCCACCUAAAGUUAAGUGUCCAUCUUCGUCCGACGAUGAAGACCCCCAGAACAGUAAAACAGCCCAGGAGAUCCGUGCUGUACCUACCAUGCUUGACAUCUCCACUUUGCUGACGGUGAAAGGUGGAUCAUCUCAGCCAAAUCCCAAAACCAUUAAGAAGAAGCAGGCAACGACAUCAUCUCCUGGUACUCCCUCGCACACUGCGGAGUCAGUGUCCAAAAUAGCUCACAAAGAGAAUGUUCCUGAGACAAAACCACCAGAUACCAGUCUCGCCAAAGGUCCUACAGCCCCAAAAAUGAACUCCUUUAUGAAUGGACUGACAGAGAAGACAACAGAAGCACUGUUAUGUACAACAUUUCCUGAAAAUAUUCCUUCCCCUUUAAAGCAGCCUGGAAAUGACCAAGUCGGUGCACCCAAGGAAGAGGAAUUCCCUGCUCUUAUCUCAAAAAAAACUCCACCUGGUUUUAAAAGUGCAUUUCCCUUAAAGGGCAUUCAGAGUUUUCUCCCUCCUCCUCCUCCUGGACUCGGGUCUGUGGUCAGCAAACCUCCUCCAGGAUUCACUGGCAUCCCGCUCAACAGAAAUGUAUUGGAACCUUCAAUGUCUGCUGUUAACAGAUCAACACCUGCUAUUGGAUCCUACCUCAUACCUGAAAAUUUCCAGCAGAGAAAUAUGGACCUUAUUCAGUUGAUUAAUAAUUUUCUUCAAAAUGAUGAAACCAAAUUUAAUGAAUUCAAAAACUAUUCAGGCCAAUUUAGACAGGGUAUAAUACCUGCUACCCAGUACUACAAAAGCUGCCAGGAACUGCUUGGAGAGAAUUUCAACAGAGUCUUCAAUGAGUUGCUGGUUCUCCUACCAGACACUCGCAAGCAGCAGGAGCUUCUCACUGCCCAUGGGGACUUUAAGGCCCUUGAGAAACAGCAGCAAGGUUCAAAGCCCAAGAAGAACAAAAAGAAAGCCUGGCAGACAGGCAGUACCAGCAACAGCCUGGAGCUGGACUGCCAAGUGUGUCCCACCUGUAAACAGGUGCUGGCCCUGAAAGACUUUAACAGCCAUAAGACCCAACACAUUGGAGACGAUGACUUUCCCUCUCUCCAGGCCAUAAGCAAGAUCAUCAGUUAGCUGUAGAUGAACGCACAUCUUCAGCUUAGCCAACGCAGUCUGCAACACAGGGACUGGUACUUCACCAGAUGCUUGAAAAGAUGAGGGGUGAUCUAAAGUGCACACGUGAUGUGUACUUGCAUUUAGUUGAAAGUGUGGAAGUGUGCCGUUUCGAAGAGGAACAAUCAAAAUCUUUUCCAUUCAGAGUGUAAGUGGGACUGUAACCAUUUUGAAGGGGGCCGAGAUAAAUCUACUUGAAAGAUUGAGUUUUAACAUGAAUUCCUUUAAUUAUACCCCUUCAAUACUUGCUUGACUUAUUUUCAUCAGGUUUUUCCAAUGCUGUUAGCAUGUGUUUUUUGUUUUUGUUUUUUUUUUGUCAGGUUGACUGCCUUUAAAAAAAAAAGAAAAACGUAUUUAUUAAUUUUUUCAUUACUGUUUACAAAAUCUACAGCACAUUAAUAUAAAAAUGGUUAAUAUAUAGAAUUUCUAGAGUAAGGUACAGUGAUCAAUGUCGAUUUAAACAGAAAUGCAUUUUUGAAGAACAAUGAAUGUUUGUGUUUAAUUAAAUGAUCAAGCCAGGGAACAUAAUGAUAAUUCAGCACUCCUUAGGGCACAUAUGAUUGUCUGACAUGAAACCUCAGCACUUGUUUAGGUGUGAUUGACUUAUUUCACUAUUAUACACUUAAAUCAAUGCAAGAAAGAGCACUCAUCAGUUUCCACUGCCUUCAAAUAUUCAAAAAUGUCAGAGGCUCUAAACUUUGUAUUUUUCUUUUAAUUACCACAUCUCUGCAUUGUGCUUGUGCCUCUUUUAAAUAGUUCUUCACACUGCCAUAGACCACACCUCUGUUGUCAUUAAUCCAAGUCAGGAUAUCUACAGAAUAAAUGGUUCCUGGUUUAAUAUUUUAAACAUCUAAAAGUUUUUAAUUUGUUCUUAACAAACAGCAGUUAUCAACUCUUCUCUAAAGAAACGUAAUGUCUUAAAAAAUCUGAACAAGUUUUCAAAUAUUAAGGUGGAAAAGAUUUGCACUAUUUUCUGUUCCUAAUUUAAGCCCAAGGAACAUUGUGAUUAAUGAUCAUAAUUUAAGCAUUUGAAGGGGUAAACUGGGCCAGAACGGCCAGCUCUUGGGGUUCCCCCAACUUCAAAAUCCCAAUUUAACAAACACCCUGAGCGUUUGAAACCAUUUUUUAGUUUAAAAUGUGUUACAGGUUCUGGCUUCCAUAUCUCAAAGAUUUCGCUGAAACUGGGCAUAUUCAAGUCAUUCAAGGUACACAUUACAGAGUGAUCCACUCAUGAACAUUUAUUUUUUAUUUUUUUCAUAAUGUUUAUAACUGCAGUCAGAAGACAUUCCAUUGGACAACAACAAAUCUUUUGUGUACAAUUUUCACGAGAUGGGUUAUAAUGCCUGAAGGUACAGCAUGUAAUAUGUAUAAAAAGAGUCAUGGACAAGAACUCGAAAGCAUUUUUACUGGUGCAAAUUUUGCACAUUGUUCUUCAAUGAGGUACAAAUACAAAAACUAAACAAGGUCUUAUGUUUUUAGUUUUACUGAUCUUCAGUAUCUUUUACUUGUUAUCUGUAAUACUUGUUAGAGUUGCAAAUUUUGAACCAGCAAAACAUACCUCAGUAUAGGUCUCUGAAAUGGUUUAGUAAAAUUGGUCCAUGAAGCAUUUUAUCAGGAAACACAAGACCCUGACCACUUUCACAAACAUACUCCGUUAACAUGUUGAAGUACAGUCGCUAUCAUUUUGUGUAUGUUGCCCUAUCUCUGAACAUAGAAACAUUACCAAAAUUCUACCACAUAUCAGACAAAUCACUGAUGAUGUCACCAAACAGUUUCUUUUUUUUCUUUUUUUUUCACAACAGGGUGUUGUGUCCCAAACACCACUGUGUAAACCAUUGGCAUAGAUGUAUUUUAGUGACUUGCCAUACAGUUUUUUUUUUCUCCCAUUUCUAAUUUUGAAAACAUACCAAGUGAUGAUAUUGUUGAAGUUUGUAUACUUACAAAAUAUUUAAUUUAAAUGCUGAUAUAUAAUUAAACUUUGAUUGUAUCUUUGUGUUCAUCUUUUUCAUAAUACCAACUUAACCUUAUAUAACAAUUAACAUGGCUCUGUGUUACAUAACUAAUGGCAGUUGUGUCUUUAGUACAACAUAAAAUUCAUUAUUUCGUUUUGUA
Molecule: messenger RNA, 5004 nt
Organism: Myxocyprinus asiaticus (Chinese sucker)
Lineage: Eukaryota; Metazoa; Chordata; Actinopteri; Cypriniformes; Catostomidae
Product: E3 ubiquitin-protein ligase ZNF598-like
Exons: 12
Coding region: 121-2853 (910 amino acids)
Biological process (GO): rescue of stalled cytosolic ribosome; protein ubiquitination
Molecular function (GO): ubiquitin protein ligase activity; ribosome binding
Source: RefSeq, a predicted model, not a curated record